AUGUCGGAUUCAGAAAAAUCAAGGAUCAUUGAGCAUAUGAACAAGGAUCACAAGUUCAGUCUUUUUGACUAUCUUGAACAUCACAAGGGAGUAAAGCUGAAUAGAUCUAGUGAUGAUAUAAAGAUGACUGAUAUUUCACUCAAAUCAGUAGAAUUAAACUACCGCAAGAAAGGGUGGGAUUGGACUCAAGAGAACAUCCCCAUUGUGCCGGCAAUGAGCUCUCUAUCCGAUGCAAGACAAUCACUUGUUCUUAUGGCUAAGGAAUCUGCAGGGGCUCUGGGGUACUCAGCUUUUAGAGUGAAAUCAUUCACGCCAAUUCGACCUUUCAGACCUGAUAUUGUUUUUGCACUUGCAAUGCCAUUUUUUAUUGUAUUGAAUUUGUCGCCGGACUUGAUACUUCCUUACAUAUAUAAGCUAUGGCCACAAUUGGGUGCUUUCUUAAAAGACAGAGCGGCGGGGAUCCUUUAUGCUAUUAUUGGGAUUCAUUUUGUGGAGGCAUAUGCUUUGAUGAGGCCCCGCCUCAACAAGUAUCGCGUACCGUAUCCUGCUCGUCUGUUUUGGUACAUUGCUGGUUUCGUUGAAGGAUUUCCAGCUCUCUCCAGAUUCGAUGCCGAAGUUUCUCGCGUUAGUCACUAA
This is a messenger RNA of Sugiyamaella lignohabitans, 636 nucleotides long. RefSeq lists its product as uncharacterized. Lineage: Eukaryota; Fungi; Ascomycota; Dipodascomycetes; Dipodascales; Trichomonascaceae. The record is from RefSeq and is a predicted model, not a curated record. Bases 1 to 636 code for a protein of 211 amino acids. The transcript has a single exon.